Pterocles gutturalis (yellow-throated sandgrouse) is the source of this 588-nucleotide messenger RNA. Its product is annotated as A-kinase anchor protein 7 isoform gamma-like. Lineage: Eukaryota; Metazoa; Chordata; Aves; Pterocliformes; Pteroclidae. The transcript is spliced from 4 exons. The record is from RefSeq and is a predicted model, not a curated record. The annotation marks the transcript as partial. Gene Ontology annotation, molecular function: protein kinase A regulatory subunit binding. Gene Ontology annotation, cellular component: cytosol.
AUGGGCUGGAAAAUGUACAGCAAAAGGAAAUCUUUAAAGAGAAGGAGAAAAAGACACAACAGAGAGAAGAGUCAUGUCCUGCAGAUUCGGUAGACUUUCUGAUGGCAGAAAUGCCAUUUGUCAAUACAGAUAUUGAAGAUGAGUUUGAUAUGCAUGCAACGUCUGAAAUAAAUAUAAAGAAGAAAAGAAAGAGGACUACUGGAAGGGAAAUCGAAGAAGGCAGUGAGAGAAAGAAGAAAAAGAAUUAUCAGCCAAAUUAUUUUAUUUCUCUUCCAAUUACUAAUCCAGAGAUAACUGGCAGUAUUCAGGCUGUCCAACAUGCAAUAAUACAGAAGGAUCAAAGGCUUUCCAGAGCAAUGGUUCACUCUGGCUCAUUGCAUGUCACCAUGUUAUUGAUGCAUUUAUCCAAUGAAGAAGAAAUUAGCGUAGCAGUUGGUGCUCUUUCAGACAGCAAGAAUUUUGUAGAAGAUCUCCUGAAAGGAAAAACCGUGGAUUUGUCUUUUCAAGGAAUUGAUCACUUCAAAAAUCAAGUUGGAUUUGUGAAGCUGGCAGAAAAUGAUCAUAUAACUUUACUUACGGAAAUAGCAG